Messenger RNA from Dibothriocephalus latus, 825 nucleotides. NCBI's taxonomy places the organism in Eukaryota, Metazoa, Platyhelminthes, Cestoda, Diphyllobothriidea, Diphyllobothriidae. The record is from the annotation of a GenBank genome assembly.
AUGCCGGAAACGGAAUCAUUCAAACAUGAUGAGAUUAUUUUGGAACCGUUUCAUUACCUGCUCGCUAACAACGGAAAAGGUCUAAGAAAACAACUUAUCAAGGCUUUCGAUUUUUGGAUGCAUAUACCAGCCGAAAAACUCGAAGUUGUCGGUGAAGUAAUUGAGAUGCUCCACAACGCCAGCUUAGUCAUCGAUGACAUCGAAGAUGGUUCAAGUCGCAGAAGAGGCAAACCAUCUGCUCAUAUGCUUUUCGGUAUACCCCUGUCAAUCAAUGCCGCUAACUAUGCUUACUUUCUUGCACUUGAGAAAGUCCUUGCGCUUGGUCACCCGGACAUACCUCGUAUUUUCACAGAGCAAAUGUUGGAUCUCCACCGAGGCCAAGGACUGGACAUUUACUGGCGGUGCUCGUGCAGUUGUCCGACUGAACAGGCUUACGACGACAUGGUGAUUAAAAAGACCGGUGGCCUGUUUGGGAUGGCAGUGAAGUUCAUGCAGCUAUUUUCUACAGACAAAAGGGACUUUACACAUCUACUAGACAUUCUUGGACUCUGGUUCCAAGUCCGCGACGACUUGGCAAAUCUCGUGGAUCAAUCAUACCAUGACCUGAAAGACUUCGCCGACGAUAUCACAGAAGGCAAGUUCAGCUACCCGAUUGUGCAUGCAAUUAAUGCGCAACCGCACGACCACCAAGUCCUCAGCAUCCUCCGUCAGCGCACCUCCGAAUUCACCGUGAAGGAGUAUUGCAUUGGACUCCUAGCGGACAUGGGUUCCCUCGACCACACCGCCAAGAGACUGGUGAAGUUGGAAACUCAGUACGUACCCUGA